AUGGGAACUUGGGAAAAUUUUCAAUCUUUAGACUUUCCCAUGAAACAUCCAUUUUUGCUCGCAAUUUUAAUUGUGAUCACUCAUUGUUUAGAUUUCAAUGAAUAUGAUUUUUUCAAGUCGAAAUGUGACGCUUCAUGUAUCUUCAAUGGUAACGAUUUGAAUUCAACGACAAUUGGAUCAUUUCCCAGUACUUGUACCACUAUUUGUACAAAUUUGGGAAUCAAUAAUCAUUGUGAUUUAUCAGAAAAUCAAUUAAUUUUAGCAUUUCAAAAUGUGAAACAUUUGAUUGGAAGUCUGAUUUUGUUUAAAACAAAAUUCACAAGUGCAAAGUUUUUGCGGACUUUGGAAUCCGUUGAAUGUGGUCUUGCCGACUUUACGAUCGCUUAUAACCCGAAAAUGGAAGAAAUUGGAAUGACAAAUCUCUUAAAAAUCAAAUGCUCAUUUAUCAAUAUUCAUGGAAAUGAGGAAAUGAAAAAACUGAACAUUCCUAAUUUCAAGUACGCUUCACCGUCUGCUGAAAAUUUGGAAGCCAAUGAAUGCGAAAUCGAGAUUAAUAUCGAUUCUGAAAAAUAUGGAUUUUGUAUAACAUCUGUGGAAAUGUACAAUUUCAUAAAUAUCGACGAUGUGAAUUUGAAAAAAUUGGGCGGAGGAAUUUGUGAGCCCGGAAUCCAGCCGAGCUCCGGAAAGUUGUGCAACGCUUCGUAUAACGUGGAUGAGGAAACCGAAAUUCAAGAUGGAUGCACACAGAUGUUUGGAAAAUUGGUUAUCAAUUCCAAAAAUGUGCAAAAUGUACAAAAAUUGAGCUCGGUGGAAAUCAUUUUCGGAGUUUUAUACAUCGAAAAAACCAACUUGACGACUAUUGAUUUUUUGCAAAAUCUGAAGUAUAUUUCAGCAUUGGGAUAUGGCUAUCCAGCGAUUACUGUUCAAAAUAAUCCGUAUCUAUCGAAUUUCUCAUUUCCAAAUCUCAAGCGAAUAAAAAACAAUGGAGAAUCGUCAGUUGUGUUUACAAAUAACACCCAGGAGUUCAUUUUGGACCCAAAGUAUUGCUCAUUUUUUGAAAACGAACUUGGUCAAGACGGUUGGGAAAGACCAAGCUUCGAUGGGAAAAGUUGUUACACUCUCAUAAAAGAAGCAAAUACUCGUCCACCGUACAAAUUCGCCAAAAACCUGGAUUUGAUUAUCGUGGUACUGCUUUUGUCAAUUUCUCAGAUUGUGUGA
Messenger RNA from Caenorhabditis briggsae, 1218 nucleotides. NCBI's taxonomy places the organism in Eukaryota, Metazoa, Nematoda, Chromadorea, Rhabditida, Rhabditidae. The transcript has 7 exons. The coding region runs from base 1 to 1218 and encodes 405 amino acids. The record is from RefSeq and is a predicted model, not a curated record.